CUGACCGGCCACUCCAGCGUCACACGACAAGCAGCGCAUAUUGUCUCUGUCGCACACCGAACACGAAUGCAGGCAGCGCAGAGGUGGCACAGUGCUGCCGUUCUCAGCACCGGCAUUCGCUUCACCUGUGGCUCGAAAAGCGCGAUCCAAUGAUUCCGCUUGUGAUAUGCAAGUGGAUGCACAGCGCUGCGGCUGGCGAGGUGCCGUACGGUUCGUGCGCUGCGCUUCAGACCAGAGCAUUGAGCGCCACCCUCCCACCCUCGGCACACUAUGUACAGUCAGUCUGGUCAGUCUGCUAGGCACGGCAUGCUCCUGCCCUCUGCCCUCUGCCUGCGCCUUCGCUCCUUCCUUCGGCCUGCCGUCCAAAUGCUCGCGCUUGACGUCCAACACCCCACGGCUCAGCUUUGUACAACACCGCUUUUGGUCCCUUGCGGAGAGGACGCCAGACGACAUCGACUUACCAACCACUGAUCCUGGGAACACCUCAUCUCCUUGUGACUUGACGUCUAUUGUUGUGCAGCCUAAUCUAACCGUCCCUCAUUUGCACUCUCUUCACUUCACUGCAUCUGACGACUUCACUCCUCUUCGCCCGCUGCGCUGGCUUGACUCACUAUCGCGCGAUAUAUCCAAGGACAAGUGAGGCAGACAUUGCCGUCCCUCAACUCGCAUUCAACAUCACAACUUUCACCGCAAUUUCAAUUCCGCUCCGAGUGCAUGCCUUCACAUCGACCACAUCGACCAAACACAACAUCUUCAUCGACCUCGCAUCUUC
This is a messenger RNA of Pseudocercospora fijiensis CIRAD86, 772 nucleotides long. RefSeq lists its product as uncharacterized. Bases 167 to 640 code for a protein of 157 amino acids. The record is from RefSeq and is a predicted model, not a curated record. The transcript has a single exon. Lineage: Eukaryota; Fungi; Ascomycota; Dothideomycetes; Mycosphaerellales; Mycosphaerellaceae.